Brienomyrus brachyistius is the source of this 11218-nucleotide messenger RNA. Its product is annotated as pleckstrin homology-like domain family B member 1. Gene Ontology annotation, cellular component: basal cortex. Gene Ontology annotation, molecular function: protein binding. The record is from RefSeq and is a predicted model, not a curated record. NCBI's taxonomy places the organism in Eukaryota, Metazoa, Chordata, Actinopteri, Osteoglossiformes, Mormyridae. The coding region runs from base 5915 to 9982 and encodes 1355 amino acids. The transcript has 29 exons. Gene Ontology annotation, biological process: regulation of microtubule cytoskeleton organization.
ACAUAUACACACACACACAGAUACACGUAUACACACAGAUACACACAUACACACACAGAGAGACAGAUACACGUAUACACACACAAACACACAGAGAGAAAGACGUACACACGCGCACACACACACAGAUACACGUAUACAGGCACGCACGCAUACACUUUUUCUAUUGUGAAGAAUAACCACAGGAGUCUAGAAAUUAUGAGAAUAAGCAGUUUUAGACAAACGCGUGGGCUAUACACAUACACAAAGAGAAGAGGGAAAUGCUUUCUGGUACAGAAAGACCAACAAACUGCUGUUAAUCAAUUGUUUUAUUCUCCUUUCACCAUAAGUUUUGGACUGAACAGCACACCGAUGAGCGACGGGAGCGUUUUUUGACCUUCCCCGGGAUUUUAAUACUGCAAGAGCCGUAGAAAUAGAAUGGCUCGGAACCGAAUAAAUGUACGCCUAUAGCCUAUGGGGCGCACAAAAUACUGUAAAGCACAGCUGCCGCCCAAGCAGGAUUGGCUCUGUGAGGCGGCAGCCCUCCCGGACGUCUCUGUGCCUCGGAAGUUUGAUAAGAACAGCGUGCCUUUUCUAUUAUGCUGCUGUAGAUGGACAAUAAUUCCCAUUGGCACCAUUGUUAUUUGAGUUUUUGGACCACAAAAUACGGUGCUUGAAUGCCUGGUGAAGUUUCCAGUUGGACACGUGGUUUUUUUCUUUUAAAACAGGAAUCGUUUUGGCCGGGAGGCGGAGGACGGCCUCGCUGCAGUAAAGAGCGUCGGACAGCGCCGUUAUCGCCGGGUUCGCUUUGUUUUGUUCCUUCAUCGUGGCAUUUUUGUUUCGCGAUCGUGAUCGGAUACAAUUCUCCUGUCAGAAAGACCCCGUCGAUCCUCGUUACGUACUCAGUUUGAAGAGGAGUUACGGCUUGUCUUAGGAAAAAACGCCGGCUGAUUUAACUGGGCUUUAACUGUUAGACUACCGGGAAAGUCGCGUACAGUCGUGGUCAGCUGCUGAACGGUUGUCGGAUGGGAAAGGCUCUGUUCUUAGCUUUGCAGUUUCACUCUUUCAAUAAAUAAGAGUUUUCUGUAUAAUCGCUUUCCUGCGGCCCAGUUCCGUCGUGGAGAAGCGGCCGGGAGAAUAAUGGGUGGCUGGAAGUUUCCCUCUGAGAUCUCUGCUCUGAAUGUGGUACGGCUGUCCUGGGACAUCCUGCAUAAAAAAUACAAUAGUGGAAACGCAAGAAGACAUACACACUGGCACCUGGACAGUUCUCCGUAUUGCCAACAUUAGGACAUUUUGAGGCCAAAGAAAGAGCAAUCUCUCAGGAUGAGAUCCAAGGCGGAGGCUCUCAGGAUGAGAUCCAAGGCGGAGGCUCUCAGGAUGAGAUCCAAGGCGGAGGCUCUCAGGAUGAGAUCCAAGGCGGAGGCUCUCAGGAUGAGAUCCAAGGCGGAGGCUCUCAGGAUGAGAGGAGCUGUUUGUUGUGUUUUUUUGCUUUUCUUUGAGGAUUGUUACUGCAUUUAUUAAUAAUAGUCCACGUAAAUCUUAUGGAUUAUUCCUGUAAAUGGAGAGAGUGAUGUUUCCUUUGCCUGGGCAGCUGCGGGCUGUAGUCUUCAGUGGGCUCACAUUCUGCACUUUGAAAUGACCUGCUAUAAAAGUGCCUAUGAAACAUUAUCUUUAGGCCACCUGAUUAUGGAGCUUCACUGGGGUGUGGAAAGAGGACUCCUCCUGUGUUGGUGCAGCUUAAUUUGUCUGCAUUUCACCACAUUAAAUAUCUUUUACGUGGUCCCCCUUUUAAAGGAAUAGAUGUGGAGGUGCACCGAUUCUAUUUUUCCAAUGCUGAUACAAUCCGGAUCCAUACCAAAGCUCUAGUAAAUACAAAUUAAAACAUGUACGCCAAAAAAUUCUGUAAUUAGGCCACUAGAAACAUACAUAACGUACUGUUCCACCUUGUUUGUACAUGUUGUUUUAAGCAUUUUGAGGUAUUUGUAGUUCUGUAAUUUGAAUAUCUUCCAAGUGAGGAUAAACGAGAGGUUAAUACUUAAAAUGCCCACCGUGUUUCUCCCACUGACAACAGCAUGACUUACACUUCUCUGUCAUUCUCCCACUGGCUACAGCGUGACUUACACUUCUCUGUCAUUCUCCCACUGACAACAGCGUGACUUACACUUCUCUGUCAUUCUCCCACUGGCUACAGCGUGACUUACACUUCUCUGUCAUUCUCCCACUGACAACAGCGUGACUUACACUUCUCUGUCAUUCUCCCACUGGCUACAGCGUGACUUACACUUCUCUGUCAUUCUCCCACUGGCUACAGCGUGACUUACACUUCUCUGUCAUUCUCCCACUGACAACAGCGUGACUUACACUUCUCUGUGAUCGCAGCCCCUCGUGUAUCACAAGCUGUAGCGUGUGUGCAAAACAGCUCAACCUAGUGACUCCUAGAUCAUCUAUUGCUUUUUUCAUAUUACUUUUAUUGUCUUGCACGAUUGCGUGCAGUUUAUUUCGUGGGUUUUGACAUCACAGCAGGCGAAAGUCACUGCACUCACACUCACUGAGUGGCAAAUCGUGAGUGGCAGCGUUAGCGUUCAGCUUGAAUGCCGCAAAAACAUAGAAAAUGGGAAAGAGCCGUCAUGAAAUUGUUUGUAUAAAACGAUUUAACAAAAAAUAGGAGUUAUCUUUUGACAGGCUACCGAAAACUAAAAAAAGUAAAUAUUGGACAUAGAUCGGUUACAAAUGGCUGAUAUCCGAUCUGUCUAAUAGGUUUGGAUCAGUGCCGAUAAAGAUCCUGAAUAUGGGAUCGGUGCACCUCUAAAUAGAUGUUUUACUUUAUUAUAUGAGGACACAUCCAAGCGUAGUAAAAAUGCAACGCACCACCAUGAAAUAGCAGUAAGAUAAAUGAGGACUCUGAGUACCCCGCCGAUGACAGCUCAUUGUGCUUGGCAGGCUUCUCCUCGCUGUCCACUGCUCGCAGUUUCCACUGUGUGAUUGUUGGUCAGCUGGGAUCACUCGCACUCAUUUCCUGGAUGACGAGUGGAGACUGUGGAAGUGCUUCUAGUCCCAUAUGGACAGCUGUGGUCUGCUCCUAUCUCUGGAAGCCUGUCUGAGCCGGGCCUCAGCCCACCGGAAGCAGCCUCACAGGAAGUCCACGUAAAGAUAGUUGAGCUGCCUGGUGUCUGGCGCUGCCUUGCCCGAUAUGAGCGCGGCUGUCUUCAGCUCCCCAGGUUUCCGCUGCCAUUCUGCCCAGUAGCUCAAUAGCUGCAGGCCUCUGGAUGUCCUCCAGAUUGUUCAGCGCUUCAUGGGGGACGCUACAGUCACCUCACAUAUUCGGGAGGAAAAUUGCACCAUCAUCAUAACGGUUGGAGUGUCAGCGAUGCCCGCUGAUAUCUGUGGCUUUCGGAAUGUGGUUAUGCUGCUGCUCCACAUGCACCGUUUGUGAAGUAUUACUGUUACAGUAGCGCAGCAGCCAAAUGAUGCAGGUCUCACAAACAGCGUUAAAGCUGUUUCAGCACCAAGCUGUGACAGUAACCCUACAAUGUAUCCCAAACCCCUGUUAUAUCACCUAUUCCUGGAUGUAGCUGUUUGUCCUAAGCCUGGUAUAAAUAGCUUGCUUACACCAGCUAACAAAUGUGAAACCUGUGUUUUGCUGUUCUGAACCCCUUUGCCGAAUGGCUGUCUGGGUGGUUGUUCUUCCUCACUCCCCCUUCACAAACUUGGCUGUCUGGGUGGCUGUUCUGCCUUCCACCCCCUUCCGAAUGACCUCCUGGGUGGCAGCACCUUUGUGCUUGGGCUGCCAGCCCAAGAUGACACUCAGGGCAAUAAUCAAUGGUGGCGAAUGGCUGCCUGGGCGGCGGUUCAGCCUCUCUCCUGAAAUGUAGGUGUAAGUCAGGGGUGGCAAAGUGCCGGUGUGUAUGCAGGUUUUCAUUGCGACUCCCUAAUUAGCUUACUAAUUAGAUGACUAAUUGGCUGAAGAGUCGUCACACCUGGGUGUGAACAGUUGAUCUAAAGGUUACCCCAAAAACCUGCACACCGGCCCUUUGCGGAUGAGAUUGGCCACCCCCGAUGUAAGUGGAACUUUUGAUGUUGCUUUGGCCCAUCCUCACCCUCUUCCCACUGCUGGGAAGGUGGCUUUGAACUUGAUGACUGCACCCUGCCACUCCACCCGCCAUUACGACCCUUUGUGGCAUUUGUGUCACCAAAGACCAGCCCAGAGGAAUAAGCUCUUACACCUUGGGAAUGGGCAGAGGGGUUAGAAUGCAAAGCAGGUGUGACCCACUUGGCUUGGUUCCCAUAGGUGUGACCAAAUUGUUUUUUUUUCUUUAAUGUGGUUUUUGAGGUAUGUGAAGCUUUUGUUUGAAGCUGGAUAUAGGCAGGAGGCAGUAAGGGGAGGUUGCUGCUGGCGAGUGAGGUGUGAGCUUGGCCCACUUCGGCAUCGGAAUGCUACACGCUCUGUGGUGACGGUGCACGGCUGGGGCUAAACGCUACGCGCUCUGUGGUGACGGUGCACGGCUGGGGCUAAACGCUACGCGCUCUGUGGUGACGGAGCACGGCUGGGGCUAAACGCUACGCGCUCUGUGGUGACGGUGCACGGCUGGGGCUAAACGCUACGCGCUCUGUGGUGACGGCGCACGGCUGGGGCUAAACGCUACGCGCUCUGUGGUGACGGCGCACGGCUGGGGCUAAACGCUACGCGCUCUGUGGUGACGGCGCACGGCUGGGGCUAAACGCUACGCGCUCUGUGGUGACGGAGCACGGCUGGGGCUAAACGCUACGCGCUCUGUGGUGACGGAGCACGGCUGGGGCUAAACGCUACGCGCUCUGUGGUGACGGAGCACGGCUGGGGCUAAACGCUACGCGCUCUGUGGUGACGGAGCACGGCUGGGGCUAAACGCUACGCGCUCUGUGGUGACGGCGCACGGCUGGGGCUAAACGCUACGCGCUCUGUGGUGACGGCGCACGGCUGGGGCUAAACGCUACGCGCUCUGUGGUGACGGCGCACGGCUGGGGCUAAAUGCUACGCGCUCUGUGGUGACGGCGCACGGCUGGGGCUAAACGCUACGCGCUCUGUGGUGACGGAGCACGGCUGGGGCUAAACCCUACACGCUCUGUAGUAAUGCCACACAGUUGGAGCUGAACCCUAUACGCUCUGUGGUGACGCUGUACGGAGGGCCUGUGCCUGCCAGUAGAGGGCAGAACUGCGCCUUCCUGCACUCCGCCUGUGUCUGUGCCUUUCCUCUACAAUGUGGCUCUUUCUCCUGAGCUGAAUGUCCAGCAGCUGCAGUUUAUGACCCGACUGUCCCUCCUGUGGUGAGGACUCUUGAUUCGGCAUGCUUUCUGGGGCCAGGCUUCAGCUCCUGCUUCAUUUGGUUGAUGGGUGUGGAAGGAAUCUGGUUUCCUAUUGCCGUAGGUUUUAGUGACCUCCUCCUAUCCAAUGAGGGGAGCAGCGAGAGCAGCCGCAGGAAGUAUUAUGGAUGGAUGCUGCCAUGCUGUCACUGAGGGCCAUGCUUUCAGGUCCUCACUCAGGUCCUCACUCAGGCCCUCGUAGGGUCUCCGUCUAGGCAGGUAACUCUCCACGUCUGCAGCUUCCGGGCCUGCAAACAGCCCCAGCCUUUUCAUCUUCUGUCCAUCGGUUGGAACACAGGCCACCUCUGUCUCUUUCUCUCUCCUCUCUCCCCUCUUGUUUCGCUUCCUCCUCCUUUUCUUCAUAGCCGCAGGCUGCUUAUCUGCGUGCUGACUGGAGGGUUGGAAUGUCGGGCUAAGCCGCCUUAGCAAGCGUGGACAAGUUUGGCCCAUGAGUUGAAGCAGGCAUCCAGAGAGAACAAGAGACGCAAACAGACAGACGCAGACAGAGACAGACAGAGGGCUGUUAUGAUCCUGUGUAAAGUCAACAGCAUGCUGUAGAGUAAGAACAAGGGCACAGCUUCAUGGUAAAACCUUCAAAAUGGAGACCUUGUCACCUUUACAAAAUUGGCCAGAGGAGCUCCAUGUGGGUGAGGGUGUGACUGACACUUUGGCAGGCAUGGAGGGUCUGAUGCGGAGCCGACCCGAAUAUGGGAGGCAGGCACACCAGUGCUUCCAGAGCACCCCUCUGGACCUGAUCGAGAUGGAGAAAGGACUGAAGGUCCAGUCGGAGCUCCCCCACCUGGUCAGUCUUGGAAGUGGCCGCCUCAGCACUGCGGUCACUCUAAUACCUCUGCCUGAAGGCCAUACCUCGCUGGGCAGUGGACCCGGCAUGGACAUCAGCAUCCAGGGUCCUGGCGUGGAGGCGCAGCAUUGCUUCAUUGAGAACCGGGCAGGGAACAUCACACUGCAUCCCUGCGGUACCCAGUGUGCAAUUGACGGGCUGGUCGCCUACACUCCUGUGCGCCUCUCGCAAGGCUGUAUGCUGUGCCUUGGUCAAUCAGCCUUCUUUCGCUUCAACCACCCUGAAGAGGCUGACAGGAUGAAGAGCAUGAUUUUGGAUCGGGACCGAGGGGUCCGAGCACAAGCAGGUGCAGAGAAUAUCGUCACUGGGAACAGUCUGUUUCUGCCAGCAGCCUCCUGUGAGAGAGCUCCCCAUGGCAAGGACUCUUUGGAGAGGGACCUGCAGGAAAUCAUGGACACCCUGUCGUCCCCUGUAGGCCCCACCGAGCUCUCUCUGAGCAAUGCGGUUCGGUAUUUAAGGUCCCCCCCCAGGAGCCCGCCAGUGAGCUACAGCAAUAAUAACAGCUCCGCCCCUUCGCCCCAACCUUUCUCCUCCCCGUCGUCAGUGGACGGCUCCAACUAUAGCCCCCCCCGCUUGCCCCUGGUGUCGACUCGCUCUUCCAGCCACCAUUAUACCUCCCAGGGCCCCCCGAGCACACCCCCCCACAAUCAGUUGUAUUUCCCUUCCUUCUUGGGAGGUGGUGGUCCCAGAGACCCACCUAAACUGACUGGCACAGGAGCACUGCCCCCCCCCAGCCCCUCACGAUCGCCCCGCUCCCCCCGGGUCCCCCAUCCUGCACUGGAGUCCACCGUGCCUACUGCCCAGGGACAGCCCAGUGGUGGAGGAGUUUGGGAGCUGUCCCCCCCCAGCCCACCCCUUAAUAGGUGGCUGCCGCAAAGCCCCGGGCAGCAUCGCAGACUGGCUGGGUGCCGAGAGCGCAGCCCGUCCCCAACGCCACCGGGCUGUUUCUGCAGCCCCUCCCCUCUCGCCGCCCCCAAUGGGCACCAGCAGCCAAGGCUCCCCCUACUGGGUGGGUGGGAAAGUAAAGGCAGAAUCGCUGAGGUCAUCGACAGCGAGAGCGACCUGCUGGCAUACCACCAGCGGCAACACGAUGAGCGGCUGCAGGAGCAAGAGGCGGAGAGGCUGGAACGCCAGCGUCUUGAGACUAUCCUGAACCUGUGCGCCGAGUACAACAAGGGAGAUCCGGGUGUAGCUGAGGAGGUGAAAGCCGGCUUUCCACUUGCCUGCAGCAGGGGACCCUGCGUGGAUGCGGGGGACGGUGUGGAGCAAACACAGCCAGAGAGCGAUGAGGAGAACCUCAGGGAGGAGAGCAGCAGCACAGAAAGCACCCACCAAGAGUGCGAGGACCCACUGGAAUCUGGGUCCCCAGAGCUGGGAGACCUAGAAGAAGAACGAUUGCGAGUCCUGGCCCAGGUGGACAAGCUGAAGAACCGGGUCACGGAGCUGGAGAAGCAGCUGCAGGAGUCCCAGGAGAAGGCAGAUCUGGAGCAGGCGCUGCUACACAGGGAGCGGCAGGGGGAGCUAGAGCGGGCAGAAGCAGAGGCCCAGGCCAUCGCACAGCUGCAGUGCAGGCUGAGCGAGUUGGACGGUGCCAUCCAGGGCGAGAAAGAAAAGGGAAGGGCGAGUGUCGAAUCAGAUCGGCAGGCACUGGAGAGUCUGCGCAGGGGCUUGGCAGAGCUGCAGAGUCAGCUGCACGGGUGCCCCGAGUCCCUGAGAGAACAGCUGCAGGAGCGACUGAAGCGGGAGUCAGAGCUCCUGGACUUGGAGACGAAGCGUUUUGAGGACCUAGAAUUCCAGCAGCUGGAGAAGGAGAGCAGCCUGGAGGACGAGCGGGAAACUCUGAGUCAGAAGCUGCUGCAGGAGCAGGCCGAGUACCAGAGCAGCCUGGCCCACAGAAAGGAGAAAGUGGCGGCACUGGAGAACCGGGCCAGCAGCCGCGGGCUGGAGGCGGCCCAGGAGUGUGAGGGGCUCAGCCAGGAACGGGACCACACCCUCCAGCUACUAGACAAGGAGAAGGAGAGGUUCUCUAGCCUGGAGAAAAGGUGCCUGAGUCUCAACAGAGGAACAAAUUUCUCUAAAUGUUCCUCUACCAAGAAUGAGGAAGUGCUUCAUAUCAGCGAGAGUGACCUGUCAGAUGAAUUCCACUCCCAGAAUUUCCUCUGUCCGCCUGCUGAUGCAGUCAUAGGCCCUUCCUCAUCCUCCUCUCUGAGCAGGCCUCGAGAGGAUCAUGCAAGGAUGCCAGAUGUCUGUAGGACGUACGGGGGUGAUGGGCAUGACUCCCUCUCUGCCUGCCCACCUCAGCCCUGCUUCCCCCUUCCUCCCUCUGAGAAGGAGUACAUCACUGUCGGACAGCUGAGGCAGAUCUUUGGGAUGCCGAAGGCGGAUGCCCCCGCCAGCCCACUCGCCCCAUCAUUCCAGCACUCUGCUUCCUGUCGCACAGCUUCACCUGGCUUCUCUCCCUCCCUGUCAUUUGAGUGUGACUGGGUUAGACCUGUGAUGCCCUCUCCGGAUUUAGAGUGGUGGUUCCAGGUGCUCAUGGCUACUGGGGAGGAUGUUCCUCCCUGCCCCCCGCCUCUCCCAGCUAAAUCUCUUUUCUCUGCCCGGUCACUGCAGGUGUAUCAAGGGCAGACAGGAUCUUCAGUGCAAUACAACUCAGCCACUCUGGGACGUAACCGUACAGCUAAGAGCCCCCUGGUGGCCUCUAGCAACACUGGCAGCCUUCCACGAAACCUGGCCGUUACCCUGCAAGGUAUCGAGGCCAAGAGGCAGCUGGCCUUACAGCAGAAAGGGCAGCAGGUAAUCGAGGAGCAGCGGCGGCGGCUAGCUGAGCUGAGGGAGCGUGCUGCGCUGGAAGCACAGUGCCAGUGGGAGGCGCUGCGCGGGUCACAGUCCCGGCUUGACGCCCCUCCCCUGCUGCCUGGGCCUGCUGGGAUACAUCACUCUAUCCUGCACCACCGGCACCCCUCGAUGGGCGAGAGGCCAUACGACACAGUGAGCCUGGAGAGCUCCGACAGCCUGGACACCAGCAUCUCCACUGGUGACAGCUCCUUCCCUCCAGACACCUUCUCCAGUGCCAGCAUGAUGGACACCCUGCGGAUGGAGGAGAUGGAAAGGCUGCUACGAGAGGCCCAGCUAGAGAAGGCCAGGCUCAUCGAGAGCCAGGUGAGGGAGAGCCAGGCGAGGAGUGAGCUGCUGGAGGAGGAGCGCAGGAAGCGGGAGGAGGCGGAGAGGAGGCUAGAGGAGGAGAUGAUGCUGAGACAGCAGCUGGUGGAGAAGGAGGUGAAGAUGAGGGCCAGGAAUCUGUCUCAGGCACGUCCCAUGACCCGCUACCUGCCCAACCGCAAGGAGGAAUUAGACCUGCGCUCGCAUAUCGAGUCCGCCGGCCAUAACCUCACCAGCUGCUAUGACUUGAUGCUCACCGAGAAGAUGUGCAAGGGCUACCUGGUCAAGAUGGGUGGCAAAAUCAAGUCGUGGAAGAAGCGCUGGUUUGUCUUUGACCGCAUGAGGAGGACCUUCUCCUAUUAUGUGGACAAGCACGAGAGCAAACUAAAGGGAGUCAUUUACUUUCAAGCCAUUGAGGAAGUCUAUUACGACCACCUACGCAGUGCCACCAAGAAAGGAUUUUUCAACCUGAAUUUUGCCAAUGUAUGUAUCACAGCCCAGAGCCCGAAUCCUGCGCUGACCUUUUGUGUGAAGACACACGACCGGCUGUACUACAUGGUGGCUCCAUCCUCGGAGGCCAUGCGCAUCUGGAUGGACGUCAUAGUAACGGGCGCUGAAGGGUACACACAGUUCAUGACCUGAGAGCACCUCAGACUUUGAGGCUGCAACAGGUCGCAGACUCAGUAUGGACUCUGCAGGAGACCUGCUUUUCCAAGGGUCUGAAACCCCAUUUUAGGAAAAACCUUAUUUCUAUUUUGUUCGUAACACUUCUGUAAUUUUAAAAAAAAAAGUGUCAAUUUUUGCCUGGGUGAAAAAAAGUGAGUUCAAAUGAAAUUAAAAAGUAAAAAAGUAAAAAGUAAAACAGUUGCCUUAACUGUCACGCAACACAAAACCGCAACAACAAAACAUUCCUUAAUGAAAAACAACAUAAUCCACCAAAUAUGAUAUGAACUCAGGGAUCAUCUCCGUUGCCUUAAAGAAUGGUACAAGUUCUAAGCAAUAAAUGGGAUUUUGCUGUCUGAGAAUGUUACCAGUGAGCAGGUUUAAGUAUGCAAGCAGAUCCAGAUGUAAUGCAGUCCUUGGGCCAAAAGUUGAACUUUGACCCUUUUCUUGAUGCUGAAGCAGCAUUGCAUUUCUGGCAGUCUAUAGGAAUUUAUAUACCAGGUGUAUGAGAAUGGUACUUGGCAGUGCUGUAGCUAUGCAAUUCAUGCUUGUAUAUGGUAGUUUGUACCUUUCAUGUCAUGAUGAUUGCUCCAAGUAUUUGACUAAAGCUUGCGUAAAGUCUGCUGGGAUAGUAGUAUUUUUUACAUGUAUAUGAGGUUCUUUUAUAAUCAUGUUUGUUGACUUUGAGCAGAUUUGUGUGGCCCUUGUUAAGGCGAACUGGAUGUUUGAAUGUGAAGCUACAUGCUUUGCAGGAGAAGAUCAGCUGGGGCCGUCUGAAGCUCAUGCUUAGGAAAACAUUAUACAUAUAUGCAAUAUAAAUCUGUCUUAGCUUUUAAAUUUGAAUUUAGUACCAACACUGUCUGGGCACAGUUUUAAAUGUUGUAUCAUCUGAACUCCUCUCCACUAGCUUGUGCACACAAGUGAAAUUGCUUUGUUACUUUAUUACACUGAAUUACCAAUUCACAUGCCUCUGUCCACAGUGAAAACACAAAGGGAACGUUGGUUAAUCUGCUAAAUUAAUAUGAAUAAUAUCAACUGCCAGAAUGUUAAAUGGUUUCCCUGAAACACCUACGUCUGUCGGGGUAGAAUAUUGGCUGCUAAAACGAUAUCAUUUAGUUAACUGUGUUUAAGUACGAAGUCUUGAGGACCAUUCAAAAGAUGUUUUUUUUUUUUUUUAAAUUGAGAAUGUAGUAGCAUUAAAAUCAAUAAAAUAAA